UUAUUAUUGGAGACUUGGAGUAAUUAAUUAGUGAAACGAAAAGAAACAUCUGGGCUAUGUUUAGUAUUCCCAAAUAACUUAGCCCAUAUAGUCGGCCCAUUAGCAAUUACCCAGGUUAUAUAAUGCUUUUGAAUAGCGAAUUUUAACAAACAGAAGCUGAAAGUGGAAAUUAGGGUUUUGUGUAUCUGACAAGGAGGAUGAUUUACGACGUGAAUUCGCCGCUUUUCCGAUCCUUCCUCAGCCAGAAGGGAGGCGCCUCUGACAAGAGGAAAACAGAAGAGCAGAAGCCCAAGGAACAGAGGCCGAAAGCAAGUGAAAACAAGCCUGUUAUGAAUGAGUGAAAUCUUCCAGAUGUAAACUUAUUUUAGAAUAUCUGAAAUGUUAUUAAGAGCCUCUUUUAGAAAAUGUUGAUCAUGUGCUACAUUUGACUUUUGAAUAGAUCAUAUAUCUUUUAAGAUAUUUUGAUCGUU
Lycium ferocissimum is the source of this 470-nucleotide messenger RNA. RefSeq names its product wound-induced basic protein. The transcript is spliced from 2 exons. Lineage: Eukaryota; Viridiplantae; Streptophyta; Magnoliopsida; Solanales; Solanaceae. Bases 198 to 341 code for a protein of 47 amino acids. The record is from RefSeq and is a predicted model, not a curated record.